GCCUCCGGAGUCAGACCCGGAACUUCAGCAGAGAAAGUGAACGCGACUCCCGUUAAACGAUAACCGGAGGGACAUCUACAGCUUUUACUGGAGAUAUCGUCCGUGCAGGACUUUAACCGAGAUCGCCUGAAGUGUCAGAGUGAGUAACGUUAUAUCAUCAGACCCGAUCACUUUAACUCCAGUGACAGAGACAGACAGCCACACCAGCUAGCGAGCAGAGCCAGCGUCACAGCUGUCUUCAGUAUGUACCGCUUGCGGGCUCUGACGGCUGCCACCGUCGGGAUGGUGCAGUUGUCAAGACGGCAUCAUGGCGGUGCCUUCCGUUCCUAUCAGCGGCGUCGAGUGAUGCUGGCUGCCCUGGCGGGGGUGACGGGCAUCUCAGCCAGCGCUGGACUACUGUGGACAAGAGCAUAUGCAGAGGCGGGGUCUUCAGUCAAGCAUGAGGAGCAGAUGAAGGAGGAGGAGUCUUUGAAGGAUAUAGUGGAGGAGGUGGGGUCAAACGGCGCUCUCGAGACGAGUAGCGGGGAGGAGGAAGACGAGGCAGGCACAGAAGGGAAGAAAAAGAAACAGAGAGUCGGCUUCCGUGACCGCAAGGUGAUGGAGUAUGAGAAUCGGAUCAGAGCUUACUCCACCCCAGACAAAAUAUUUCGCUACUUUGCCACCCUGAAGAUCAUCAGUGAGCACGGAGACGCGGAGGUUUACAUGACGCCACAGGACUUCGUGCGCUCCAUCACACCCAAUGAGAAACAGCCAGAGAACCUUGGUCUGGAUCAGUUUGUGGUGAAACGCUAUGAUGGAAAGAAGAUCUCCCAGGACAGAGAGAGGUUUGCAGAUGAGGACAGCAUUUUCUACACACUGGGGGAAUGUGGACUCAUCUCUUUCUCUGACUACAUCUUCCUUACAACAGUCCUUUCCACUCCUCAAAGGAACUUUGAAAUCGCCUUCAAGAUGUUUGACUUAAAUGGAGAUGGAGAGGUCGACCUUGAGGAGUUUGAACAGGUUCAGAGUAUCAUCCGUUCUCAGACCAGUAUGGGCAUGAGACACAGAGAUCGCUCCACCACAGGAAACACUCUGAAAACAGGAGGCUGCAGUUCAGCCCUCACCACCUACUUUUUCGGGGCCGACCUGAAGGGCAAGCUCACCAUUGGCAGUUUCCUGGAGUUCCAGAGGAAACUGCAGCACGAUGUGCUAAAGCUUGAGUUUGAGAGGAAUGAUCCGGUGGACGGCAGGAUCACAGAGAAGCAGUUUGGAGGCAUGCUGCUGGCCUACAGUGGAGUUCAGUCUCGCAAACUCAAACAGAUGCAGAAGAACCUCAAGAGGAUGUUCAAGGAUGCUCAGGGCAUCACGUUUGAAGAAGUGGAGAACUUCUUCACCUUCCUGAAGAACGUGAAUGACGUUGACACUGCGUUGAGUUUCUAUCACAUGGCCGGCGCCUCUAUAGAUAAAGCCACCAUGAAGCAGGUGGCCCGCACCGUGGCCAAGGUAGAGCUGUCUGACCACGUGUGUGACGUGGUGUUUGCCCUCUUCGACUGUGACGGAAACGGGGAGCUGAGUAAUAAGGAGUUUAUCUCCAUCAUGAAACAGCGGCUGAUGCGUGGGCUGGAGAAGCCCAAGGAUAUGGGUUUCACCCGGCUGGUGCGUGCCAUGUGGAAGUGUGCCCAGAAUACUGCCUGGGACUUUGCCAUGCCGAAACAGCAGUAACAGCCGAGACGGCCACCCAUUCCCUGAUCUUACGCUCCAUAUGGAGUAUAAUUAAUCAUUAAGGGAUGAACUCCUUUGGAAGGCACAUCUAUAAGACGCAUGCUACAUCCUCGGGCCCUUCGGUGCCCACCUGCAUCUCUACUCAACAUUCACACAGAGCUCACUAUCUUGCAUUUAUUUCUUGCUGUUGGCCAGUUUUGGAGUUGAAUGCACAUUUCUACACACACUAGAAUGUGACUGAAACACAACAGCGAGAGGUCAUCAUCAAGUGCCAUGAGUUCUCAUCUGAAACGAAUGUUAGGACUUACUCAGAUAAUUCCUAUGAUAUUCAGCUAACACUCCCCAUCACUUCGCUCCUUAUUUUGCACUCCUGUUGCCAAAUGUGUCCAUGUUUCAAAGUCUCCACUUCAGAACUGAAUCUUUAGCAUCCAGCGAAAAGCAAUUUCCAUUUUGUUAUAGGCUGCAUUAAUAUUUAGAAAAUCUGAUUUCUGAGUGAUGCUGAAAGAGGUCUACUAUUAAAACAUUUCACAGUA
Messenger RNA from Carassius gibelio (silver crucian carp), 2234 nucleotides. Its product is annotated as calcium uptake protein 1, mitochondrial. The transcript has 12 exons. The record is from RefSeq and is a predicted model, not a curated record. NCBI's taxonomy places the organism in Eukaryota, Metazoa, Chordata, Actinopteri, Cypriniformes, Cyprinidae. Gene Ontology annotation, molecular function: calcium ion binding. Bases 244 to 1701 code for a protein of 485 amino acids. Gene Ontology annotation, cellular component: uniplex complex. Gene Ontology annotation, biological process: calcium import into the mitochondrion; mitochondrial calcium ion homeostasis.